Protopterus annectens (West African lungfish) is the source of this 783-nucleotide messenger RNA. RefSeq names its product mediator of RNA polymerase II transcription subunit 12-like. The record is from RefSeq and is a predicted model, not a curated record. NCBI's taxonomy places the organism in Eukaryota, Metazoa, Chordata, Ceratodontiformes, Protopteridae. The transcript is spliced from 8 exons. The coding region runs from base 5 to 619 and encodes 204 amino acids.
GACAAUGAAGCCACUCAACAUUGUUGCAGUUUCAGCUGCACUCCUUCUGGUUAGCAUCCUUACAGCAAGGGCAGAAAAGCAGAGUGCUGUGGAAAAUGAACUGAAGGAAUAUAUGCAAGAUACCCGUGAACUUUCAGAAGAUGCUGAGCAACAUGAUGUCUCAGCUGGUGAUCUGGAGGACUUAGAGAAAGAGAUCAGUGAACUAGCCGGUAACCUUGCACUUAUUGACCUCCUGAAUGACAAGGAACACCUCCUGAAAAAGAAAAGAUAUAGAAGGCCACAGUUUUGGUGGAGAAGAAGGCGGACCUCCAGGAAACCAUCAGCUAAUGCUCAAGGGCUAGCAAAUCAGCAACCAUCUGGUCAGCAGCAGGGGGCAGCAGAUCAGCAACCAUCUGGUCAACAGCAGGGGGCAGCAAAUCAGCAAUCAUCUGGUCAACAGCAGGGAUCAGCAGACCAGCAACCAUCUGGUCAACAGCAGGGGGCAGCAGAUCAGCAAUCAUCUGGUCAACAGCAGGGAUCAGCAGUCCAGCAACCAUCUGGUCAACAGCAGGGGGCAGCAGAUCAGCAAUCAUCUGGUCAACAGCAGUCCGCAGGCCAGCAACAGGCAGCAACAAGCUAAUCGCCUCGCUCUUCUAAACCAUUGUAUCUGGUCUAAAGAAAUAAAUCACUGGAGAGCUGCACUUCAAAUCAACUUCCCUUUCUUCAUCAUUCUGUCGUUUGCAUCUUCUGUAUUGUAUCACAAAUAAAUUGCUUUACAGUGAAAUAAAUAAUGAAUGCUGACAA